Molecule: messenger RNA, 987 nt
Organism: Chionomys nivalis (European snow vole)
Lineage: Eukaryota; Metazoa; Chordata; Mammalia; Rodentia; Cricetidae
Product: olfactory receptor 10AG1-like
Exons: 2
Coding region: 1-987 (328 amino acids)
Biological process (GO): G protein-coupled receptor signaling pathway
Cellular component (GO): membrane
Molecular function (GO): olfactory receptor activity; G protein-coupled receptor activity
Source: RefSeq, a predicted model, not a curated record
AUGAAAUUCAACCUGGUGAACCUACAAAGAGCAAACAAACUAAAAAUCAUCGAAACAAAUCUUACUCUACCUAUGGAAUUUGUUCUCUUGGGAUUUUCUGAUAUUCCCAAAUUGCACUGGUUUCUCUUUGGGAUCUUCCUAUCCAUCUACAUAAUUAUUCUGUUUGGAAAUGGAAUCAUCAUUCUAAUCACAAGGGUUGAGCCCACUCUACAAACCCCCAUGUAUUUUUUCAUCAGCAAUUUUUCUUUCCUGGAAAUCUGUUAUGUAUCUGUCACUCUUCCUAGGAUGCUUAUGGAUCUUUUUACAAUGAGAGGAAAUAUUUCUUUUUUUGCCUGUGCUACACAAAUGUGCCUAUUCCUUAUACUGGGGGCUACAGAGUGCUUCCUCUUGGCUGUGAUGGCCUAUGAUCGUUAUGUGGCCAUCUGCAACCCUCUACACUAUCCUGUUAUCAUGAAUCACAAGGUGUGUACCCAACUUGUGGUUGGUUCCUGGAUCAUUGGGAUUCCCAUUCAGGUGGGGCAGACAUACCAGAUUCUGUCUCUUCCCUUCUGUGAAUCUAACCAAAUCAAUCACUUCUUUUGUGACAUACCUCCCCUGCUCAAAUUGGCAUGUGGAAACAUCUUUGUGAAUGAGAUUGUGGUCUUUAUAUUUGCUGUCUUGAUUGUCACUGUUCCCUUCAUGUUGAUCCUUGCAUCUUACAGCAGGAUCAUCUCAACCAUUCUGAAAUUGUCAUCAAACACAGGGAGGACCAAAGCCUUUUCCACAUGCUCUUCCCACCUUAUAGUUGUGUUUUUAUUCUAUGGAUCAGCUAGCAUCACCUAUUUAAAACCUAAGUCUAAUAAGAACGAGGGGACAGGGACAGACAAACUCCUUUCUCUGUUUUACACCAUUUUGACUCCAAUGUUUAAUCCCCUAAUUUACAGCCUGAGGAACAAAGAUGUCACAGGGGCACUGAGAAAAUUAUUUACCAGAUUGGUAGCAGUGUGA